AUGAAGUCGAUAAGCCUUGUGUUGAUACUUCCUGUCUAUGGGUUUUCCCUCAACCCAAGCCUGCCAUCAGUGACUAGAGUGCGUUGGUCGCCACACUGCUCCUCGUCGACGAAAAUAUCAUCAUCAUCAUCUCCUACCGGUACCGGUAUCAAUCACAAAACUUCCUUUCUGCGAUCGUCAGAAGAGACACAACAUUCAGAUAUUGACGCCAUACCAGAGGCAGAAGACACGCAAAAGGAUGAGACUACUCUGGCAUCGAAGCGCCAAAUGAUGAGCUUUGCCAUUCCGGCACUUGGAAUUUUCCUUGCCAAUCCUCUUCUUUCCAACAUUGACAAUUCUUUUGUUGGAAAGACAGUGGGAACUGCAGGACUGGCUGCUUUGUCUCCAGCAACCAUCUGCACGGAUCAAAUGCUUUACUUGUUUUCAUUUCUGUCUCGAGCGACAACUGGAUUGGUUUCGAGAGCUUAUGGUUCCAAGACAAACGACGUGGAAAAGAAUGAGGCUGCUGCCGAAGCUGGAUCUGCACCUCUGACGGUAGCCUUGAUCUCGGGAUUUUUCCUGACUACUGUCUAUGCGUUGUUUACCCCGGCCAUGCUGGCUGCCUUGAAGGUCACUCCUGCCUUGCGCGGUCCUGCUGCAUCCUACAUUUAUUGGCGGGGUGCCAUUUCCUGGGCGGCCCUCGCCCAAUCGGUGUGCCUCAGUGUCAUGCUGGCCACUCGCGAUGCAAUUACACCCUUGAAGAUUGUUGGCAUGGCAGCGGGGGUGAAUAUUGUUGCAGAUUAUCUUGCUUGCGUUUGGCCCCUUAGAUUGGGAUGUUCAGGAGCAGCCGCCGCCACAUCUUUUGCGACCUUGUUUAGUUGUGGGUUCAUGAUCAAGGCCUUGAAAAAGAAAGGAAUACUUCCAAAGAUUCGAUUGCCGACCAAGAAGGAGCUUGCUAGUCUCACCGAGUUCACCGGGCCACUCCUGGCGAUCACCAUUACCCGAUUGAUUGGAUUUGUCAGCAUGCAACGGACAGCCAUGACCCUUGGGGUCAAACAUACGGCAGCCUACCAAAUGAGUAUCAACCUCGUCAUCUUUUAUCUACUCUUUGCCGAGCCACUCAGUCAGCUGAGUCAGACGCGGUUACCAGGAUUGAUUGAUUCGAAUGAUACCAAAGGUGUUUUGGACACCCUCAAGUCUGUCUUGGUGCUGGGAGGAGGAACCGCUUUGACAGUUGGAGCCGUGGCAGGACUAAGUCUUUUCUUUGGGUCCGCAGUCUUUUCUUCCGAUCUAGCGGUACAGGCGCUAGCCAAGAACGCUGCACCAGCAGUCUUUCUGACUGUACUAACUGCCAUUUUUGCUGUCACAAUUGAUGGAGCAAUGCUAGCAAGCAGAGAUUUCAGCUUCAUGCUGAUACAGGGUGUUAUGACGAUGAUCUUACAAUUAUUCCUAUUGAAGAAUUGGUGUUCAAGCAUACCUCAAGUUUAUGCCACGUUUACCAUCCGAUUAGGUUCCUAUGCGGCGUCUUCUCUUUUGAGAGUGUUUUCAGGGUUCGGGCCACUUGGCCGUGUUAUUCGUGGGAAUAAGAAGGAAGAAGAUUACAGACAAAUGCUUAGCCUGUAA
Molecule: messenger RNA, 1602 nt
Organism: Cylindrotheca closterium
Lineage: Eukaryota; Bacillariophyta; Bacillariophyceae; Bacillariales; Bacillariaceae
Source: the annotation of a GenBank genome assembly